GCCUCGCGACACCCGGCGGCGCUUUACGGCCGCGGCGCUUGGCGGCAGCGCGACCCGGUUGGGACGGGGUAACGGGACCCGGCGGGACCCGGGGCGGGAUGAGCUUCUACGACGUGUUUCGCGGCUUCUUCGGGUUCCCGGGACGGUGCAGGCCCCGGGACCCGCUCUUCGGCGGCGUGGCGUGGGACGACGAGGAGGAUGAGGAGGAUGGCGGCCCGUCCAUGUCGCAGCCCCCUCAGGACUUCGGGUUCGGGUUCGGCCCCGGCUCGUCCCGCGGCGCCUUCGAGGAGCUGUUCCGGGACAUGGGCGAGCUCCUCGGCGCGCUGGGCGGGCUCUGGGCCGAGCCCCGGCAGCCUUUCGAGCCCGCCCUGCCCGGCCCCGCUGAAGGCAGCGCUCGGCGACCGCUGCGGGACUCGAUGCUGAAGCACCCGGAGAGUCCCGCUGCCAGCGCGGCCCCGGGGAGCUCCGGCGAUGUGGCCCGGCCGUGGAGACCCUUCUUAGGGCUGGAAGAUGCUCCCCGGGCUCCUCCUGCCCUCAAGGAAGACCAAGACCUGGACUCCCAGGUCUCCUCCGCCGGGCUGGGAACCAUCCUGAGACCCACCGAGCCCGAGCCCCGCUCUUACUUCCAGAGCGUCUCCGUCACCAAAGUGACUCUCCCUGACGGGGGCGUGGAAGAGCGCCGCACCGUGCGGGACAGCCGGGGCCGCAGCGAGACGACGGUGACGCGCCGCCGGGGCGACCAGGCCUUCAUCACCACCACCAAGGAGGACGGGCAGAGCAGGGACUACCGCGAGGAGGUGGUCAACAUGGAUGACCGGGAGCUGGCGCAGUUCGCUGGCACGUGGCCACAGCAAGAGGUUCCUGCUGCCAACCCGGGUGACCCCUCCUCUGUGCUGGGCAGCUUCUUCCGACGCUGGUUCUCAAGGUGGUAGCUGUGUCCAGUCCUGGUUGAGCAGCCCGUGUGUGUGACAGAUGGGUCAGAUUUUGCUGGGAAGUGGUGCCUGGGCUGGAGGCUGUCCACCUUCUGCAGCGCUGCAGAGCCACAGGGAGCCCUGUGGGGGUCAAGUGUAUGUGUGUACAGAGCAAUAAAGUCUAUUUAUGCUAAAUGGUGACUUUCCAUGCUCAUUCAGACUGGAAUCUCACGCGUUUGGAGGCAGAUUCCCCUGUCCACCAGGAUGACUCUGGGGGGCUGCCUCAGGGGUGCAGGUGAUUGCUGGGCUCCUGCAUCUGCACUGCUCCCUUCUUAACCUCCCUGUCCCUUUUCCCUGCCUGAUGCUGUGCUAAUGCCUCCCCUGGGCCACUCAUGAGGGCCUAGAGGCCUUUCCAGGACCUCUUCAUUAGUGUUGACUGCAGCUGUGGCUUGGGCAGGGAUGUGGCAGGGAUAAAGGGGGUUCCUGGCCAGGCAAUCCCUGUGCCUGCUCAGCCGAGUGAGGUCUUGGCUCCCCACGGCCACUUGGGGAUCAGGGUGUUCCUGCCUGGCCUUGCCCUGCUGGGGUGCAGCAUUGUCACAAGGUGUCCCCGGCCACACACAGGACUCUGGUCGCUGCCAGGCGUCUCCCGUGGUGCAGCCAUGAUUGGUUUAAAGUCUGCACAUAAUCACCCACCUGGCUGUGGGGCUCAUAAAACCUGCUGCAAAUUAGACAUCUACACCACUCUCACCGCUGCCACCGCUGCUGCUGCUGCUGCCUCUGCCCAGCUGGCACUAUGGGCACCAUUUCUUGCUUGACGAGGGUGCAGGGGCUGAUCCGCAUCCGGAACCAGCUGGUGAGGGAAUGCCUGGCUGAGGUGCUGGCCACCUUCGUGAUGAUGACAAUCACCCUGGGCAGCGCUGCACAGAAGAUUGCCUUCUUUGAGACGAAGGGGAACCUCAUCACCAGCUACGUGGGAGGCGCCCUGGGUGUCAUGGCAGGCAUCUACACAGCAGGGGGAAUCUCUGGGGCCCACAUGAACCCAGCGUUCUCCUUAGCCAUGUGCCUGAUAGGGCAGUUUCCCUGGUGGAAGUUUCCCAUCUUUGUGGUUGUGCAGAUCGUGGGAUCUUUCAUAUCUGCUGCAGCUGUUUACGUCCUCUACUAUGAUGCCAUCUGGCACCACAGCAAUGGGACCCUUACUGUCUCUGGCCCCCAUGAAACCGCCUCCAUCUUCGCCACUUACCCUGCUGACUUUGUCUCUGUCGCCAAUGGCUUCUUGGACCAGGUGAUUGGCACAGGGGUGCUGAUAGUGGUUGUCAUGGGCAUCAUGGACCCCCGCAACAAGCCUGUCCCCAAGGGCCUGGAUCCAGUGGUUGUGGCUCUCUUGGUGCUCUCCAUUGAGUGCUCCAUGGGGGCCAACUGUGGCUGCCCCCUGAACCCUGCCAGGGACAUCGGGCCCCGGCUCUUCACCUAUCUGGCAGGCUGGGGCCCAGAGGUUUUCAGCAGGGGCAAUGGAUGGUGGUGGGUGCCACUGGUAGCACCGCUGCUGGGGGCCACCGUGGGCACGUACCUGUACCAGCUCUUCGUGGCUUUCCACUACCCGGCGGAGGACAGCAAAGACCUGGCAGAGCAGGGCUCCAUCGUUCUGGUCAACACCACCAUCGGCGCAGACAUUGGGACGUCACCCAAGGAAAAGGACAGUGCUGGGGAGACAGUGCCUGCCCAGUAUCCCCCAUCACCAAGCGCCAGCAGCACAGUCCCCCGCACAGUCACUUUCACACCAUUAAAAGAGUCCUGAGGGCACGGGGUGUCUCGUCUGUGGACAUGGUGGUGCAGGGAUGUGGUGGAAAACCAGCCGGGCCCGGCUGCAAGGGGGACCCCAGCCU
This is a messenger RNA of Passer montanus (Eurasian tree sparrow), 2794 nucleotides long. It is a transcript of the gene AQP10, whose product is annotated as aquaporin 10. Bases 1705 to 2706 code for a protein of 333 amino acids. Gene Ontology annotation, cellular component: basolateral plasma membrane; plasma membrane. Gene Ontology annotation, molecular function: water channel activity; urea transmembrane transporter activity; glycerol channel activity. The record is from RefSeq and is a predicted model, not a curated record. The transcript has 13 exons. Gene Ontology annotation, biological process: water transport; glycerol transmembrane transport. Lineage: Eukaryota; Metazoa; Chordata; Aves; Passeriformes; Passeridae.